AGAAACGGGUUUCUCUCCUCCUCGCCUGCCUGCCUGCCCGUCUGCACAGAACAGAGCAGAGGAGCUGUGUCAUGUGUAAUUUAAUACCAGACGCAGGCUGAAUGAGCCUCACUGCACACAGAGAGCCCCCUCACAGCCUGAGAGGCAGGCAGGCAGGAGAGGCAGGCAGGCUAAGCAGGCAGACUUCCAGGGUUCGGCUCAGCCCUCCAUGACAGGACAAAGAGCAGGGGAUGAGGGACCGGCCAGAGCCCUAGUGAGGGACCGACCAGAGCCCUUGUGAGGGACCGACCAGAGCCCUUGUGAGGGACCGACCAGAGCCCUAGUGAAGGACCGACCAGAGCCCUAGUGGACCCAUCAACGUCUCGCUCUCCCCGUGGCCAGCUGUAACCAGCCUUCCCUGGCACCAGCAGAAACCCAAGGCCAUCUCUGAUUGCACUUGGCCAUCCCUCUCCCCUUCCCUCCCUCUUGUUCCAGUCUUGCCGCUCCCCCAUCUCCCAGUGGUGGCAUUGGGGCUCCCAGGAUGCGGCUGCUCAGCGCUUUCUUGCUCCUCCUGCUCCUCAGGUCCACUGAGCCCAGGAAGGGUGGACGGAACAGAGAAAGGGGCAGGGCCCGGGGUAAAGGCAGGGCCAAUGCUGUCAAACGCCAAACCUCUGAAUGCAAGGAAUACAUGGAGGCCGGAGAGAAAUACCUGGACUGUCAGGACCGCCAGCUGACCGGGGUGCAACAGCACUGGCCUGAAGACAUCCACCACCUCCUGCUGGCCCGCAACAAGAUCCAGGUGCUCAGAGACAACACCUUCUCCCAGUUCAAGAACCUAAAGAGUCUGGAUCUACAACAGAAUGAGCUCUACAUGGUGGAGGAGGAGGCGUUCGCAGGGCUGGGACAGCUCACUACUCUGCUUCUUCAGCACAACCAGAUGAAGACUGCUUCUGAGGAGCAUCUGCUGCCCUUGCCAAACCUCCGCUACCUGCGUCUCUAUGACAACCCCUGGGACUGCCGGUGCUCGCUGGAUAGUCUGGUCAGGACACUGCAGGUGCCCAGCAACCGUAACCUUGGGAACUACGCAAAGUGUUCGGAGCCGGACGCGCUGAGAGGUCAGAAGCUGAAGAAGAUGAGGCCAGAGCUGCUGUGUGCUGAGGAUGGGGAGGGCCAUCUGCCAGGGCAGAAACCUCAGGAGGGGCAGGGUAGUCUGCCCAAACCACCUCCCAUCAAGAAGUACCCUGAUGCCAACUCCUUGUGCCACACCUACAUGUUCCCCAAACCCAUGCUGGACUGCAAGAGCAAAGAACUGAAGAACAUCCCCUCAAGUCUCCCGUCAGACAUUGUGAGGAUGGACUUGUCCAGUAACAGCAUCACUCAGCUCCGGCCCAAGGAGUUUGUUGCUGUCAGGGACCUGAAGCUUCUCAACCUCAGCAGUAACAGUCUGGAUCAGAUCGACACAGCUGCGUUUGCGGGCCUCCUGUACCUGCGAGAGCUGGACCUGUCCAACAACAGCCUGCACUACUUCCAGUACGGAGUGUUGGAGGACCUGUACUUCCUCAGGAUGCUGAAUCUGGGGGAUAACCCCUGGGUCUGUGACUACAACAUCCACUACCUGAUCUACUGGCUGAAGCAUCACCCCGGGGUGGCCUACUCUGGCCUAAUCUGCACCGAGCCUCAGGAGUUCAGGGGCUGGCCCGUGGAGAAUUAUGUCAAGACCUACAACGGAGAGUGUCCCAAGGAUAAGGAUCCACAGCCAGGGAAGGGUGAUACAGGACAGGGACAGACGGCUCAGGAGCUAGUGGCCGAGACAGAGGAGGCGGAGAUGGAGCUUCUGCCGAAGCCUCUGAGAGACCCCAGACCAAAGAAAUAUGAGGUCACCAGGUUGACUUAAUAGGACAGAGUUGGAAAUUAGAGGAGAACUGUUGUUGUUGUUUACUAUUAUCACAGAACAUUCCAAUUCAGUCUAUCAGAUUUGUUUUUUAAACUUUCGAAUUCCCAACAGCAUAACCAAUGCAGGACAGUUGGAUUCCCACCAGCAUAACCAAUGCAGGACAGUUGGAUUCCCUCCAGCAUAACCAAUGCAGGACAGUUGGAUUCCCAACAGCAUAACCAAUGCAGGACAGUUGGAUUCCCACCAGCAUAACCAAUGCAGGACAGUUGGAUUCCCACCAGCAUAACCAAUGCAGGACAGUUGGAUUCCCAACAGCAUAACCAAUGCAGGACAGUUGGAUUCCCACCAGCAUAACCAAUGCGGGCAGUUGGAUUCCCUCCAGCAUAACCAAUGCAGGACAGAUGGAUUCCCAACAGCAUAACCAAUGCAGGACAGCUGGAUUCCCACCAGCAUAACCAAUGCAGGACAGUUGGAUUCCCAACAGCAUAACCAAUGGACAGUUGGAUUCCCAACAGCAUAACCAAUGCAGGACAGUUGGAUUCCCAACAGCAUAACCAAUGCAGGACAGUUGGAUUCCCAACAGCAUAACCAAUGCAGGACAGUUGGAUUCCCAACAGCAUAACCAAUGCAGG
This is a messenger RNA of Oncorhynchus keta (chum salmon), 2505 nucleotides long. Its product is annotated as leucine-rich repeat-containing protein 17-like. Lineage: Eukaryota; Metazoa; Chordata; Actinopteri; Salmoniformes; Salmonidae. Gene Ontology annotation, molecular function: protein binding. The record is from RefSeq and is a predicted model, not a curated record. Gene Ontology annotation, cellular component: plasma membrane. The coding region runs from base 521 to 1873 and encodes 450 amino acids. The transcript is spliced from 4 exons.